UUUUAGUCAGAGUCUAAAUAACACCAAUGGACAUAUUAGAUAUUACAAAACACGAGAUUAGCGAAAGCUUAAGAUCGUUUAGCGCAUUAUUAACAAACGAGAAUCAUAAUUACAGUAACUUUGCAACUUUACAGUGCCCUUCCUCCUUUCUGAAGGAGGAGAUCAGCCAAGACUCUGACUCAUCAAGCUCACCUAAUAGACAGAAAUAAAGCUGUAAGGUUCACAGGUGAGCGAGACGAAGCUGGAACCCCACAGUUCAAAAGUCUACAAAUCCUUAGGCAGCUUGAUGAUACUAUCCAAAACUUAGUCUAGGUAUGAAAAGAGCUCUUACAAAGGUGCCAAAGGGGCGUCCUGCUAGACCGAUACUAAAGAAGAAGCAUGGCUUAAUCUCCAUAAAGCCUUACGAAGAUAAACGCUUGAGGUCUGCGCUGAAAAAAAUUUCAGUCAAAAAUCAGCCAAACCUAGUCAAGCCAUACUGUUUUAAGAAGUUCUCGAUGGACCUAGACGACCCAAUUGUACCUUUAUUCUGGUCAACAAAGCCUUUGUGGUAUGACCAAGGGUAUUCAGGAGAUUUUGAAGAGAAUUAUGAGGAGGAUUCUGAUACAAAGCCUCAGAUUCUGGCCUUCAAGCCAGCUAGUGUAGAUUCAAGCACUGAUGACUUCCUCGUAACUUUAAAGAAGAAGCUAGUGGCCGAAAUCCGUAAGUAAGAGUCUUCAUUUACCUCAUGAGCGGCUUGAUAACAAGCUUGUCUCGAUUUUCCGAAUAUGUAAGAAGAUUCCAUACUUUUGAAAUCCCAAUUUUACUAGCCAAAAUAUUAAAUCUAUCACACAACAUUAUCUCCAAAGCUACAAGCUGUUCUUGGAUAUCUGUAAACGCUUAAAAGUCAUGAACCCUGCAAGCUUAGACAAGGUCUAUGAGAAACUCCCAACCAGUUCCAAGCCUGGAGCCCAUUCAGAUAUUCCUGGGUUUAUGGAAUACUGAAAUCUGUACUUCUCAAAGCAAGUUGUGACCAAGAUAUUUGAAGAGAGAAGGACAAAAGUUAAGGAAAUUUGCAAACUUAGAAAUGUCACCAGUGCCAAAUAGCCUCUUUGCACUUGCAAAGUCUCACAAAUCUAGCUUCCUGAAUCUGUUCAUGGCUUGCAUUGUAAUUCUCAAUAUUUUGUGAAGAGAAGAGAUUAAUGAGAGAUACCAGAAGCUCAUCGACAAAAUUCUAGUUAAAUACCGUACCUUGGUCCCCCAAUAUGAACGGCCUGAUGAUCUUGAGGUCACUUGGCAAUCAGAUGAAUAGGGUAAAUAAGAGUAUGAUUUAAUCUGCCAACAUGAGGUUCUAAUCUGAGUUAAAACUUUAAGGUCAAGAUUUCAAUAC
Molecule: messenger RNA, 1366 nt
Organism: Moneuplotes crassus
Lineage: Eukaryota; Ciliophora; Spirotrichea; Euplotida; Euplotidae
Source: the annotation of a GenBank genome assembly